Hyaena hyaena (striped hyena) is the source of this 4558-nucleotide messenger RNA. It is a transcript of the gene EFNB2, whose product is annotated as ephrin B2. Gene Ontology annotation, cellular component: plasma membrane. The transcript is spliced from 5 exons. The coding region runs from base 643 to 1644 and encodes 333 amino acids. Gene Ontology annotation, biological process: ephrin receptor signaling pathway; blood vessel morphogenesis; axon guidance. Gene Ontology annotation, molecular function: ephrin receptor binding. The record is from RefSeq and is a predicted model, not a curated record. Lineage: Eukaryota; Metazoa; Chordata; Mammalia; Carnivora; Hyaenidae.
GCGGCGCCGGCCGGAGCGAGGAGCCGCGCGCACGGCGGUCCCGGCGCCCUCCCCGCACACAAAGGCCCGAGCGCGUCCGGCGCCCGCGGCGGGGACCGAGCCCCUCCUGCCUGCUCCGCGGGCCGGGGGCCGCGAAGACCGAGGAGGCUCCCGCGCGCCCGGAGGCGCCCCUCGCCGCUCCGCGCCCCGCGCUCCGGGACAUGGAACCGCGCCGACGCGGCGCCCGCGCGCUCGGGCCGCUGCCCGCCCCCCUGGAUCUAUAGUGCGAGGCGGCCCGCUCGGAGCGCGGCGCCCGCCGCCAGCGCGACUCGUCUCUCCGCCUUUGUGUCCCGGCCGCGCGCCCUCCCUGCCGCCGCGCGCCCGGCACCCUGGAGCCGCACGGGAGCCUGCCGUCCGAGCUGCGUCCGGCGCGGCGCCCCGGAGCCCCGAGCCCGCCGCGCCGCCGCGCCCCGCGCGUGCGCCCCCGCCCCGCGCCCUGAGGGCCCCGAGCGGAGCGCCCCCGACCUCGGCGCCGGCUGGAGCGGCCCGGCGCGCCCCGGAGCCGCCUGCGCUCUCCCCCGUGCCUGCCCCGAGGACUGGGGCUCCGGCCUGCGCCCCUUCCCUCCGUCGUCGGGAGCGUGCGGAGCUGGGAGCGGCUUGGCCAUGGCCGCGAGGAGGGACCCCGUGUGGAAGUACUGCUGGGGAGUUUUGAUGGUUUUAUGCAGAACUGCGAUUUCCAGGUCGAUAGUUUUAGAGCCCAUCUAUUGGAAUUCCUCGAACUCCAAAUUUCUACCUGGACAAGGACUGGUACUAUACCCACAGAUAGGAGACAAAUUGGAUAUUAUUUGCCCCAAAGUGGACUCUAAAACUGUUGGCCAGUAUGAAUAUUAUAAAGUUUAUAUGGUUGAUAAGGACCAAGCAGACCGAUGCACUAUUAAGAAGGAAAAUACCCCUCUUCUCAACUGUGCCAGACCAGACCAAGAUGUAAAAUUCACCAUCAAGUUUCAAGAGUUCAGCCCUAAUCUCUGGGGUCUAGAAUUUCAGAAGAACAGAGAUUAUUACAUUAUAUCUACAUCAAAUGGGUCUUUGGAGGGCCUGGAUAACCAGGAGGGAGGGGUGUGCCAGACAAGAGCCAUGAAGAUCCUCAUGAAAGUUGGACAAGAUGCGAGUUCUGCUGGGUCCACCAGGCACAACGAUCCGACACGACGCCCAGAGCUAGAAGCCGGUACAAAUGGAAGAAGUUCAACGACAAGUCCCUUCGUCAAACCAAAUCCAGGUCCCAGCACGGACGGCAGCAGCGCCGGGCACUCGGGGAACAACAUCCUCGGUUCCGAAGUGGCCUUAUUCGCCGGGAUUGCGUCCGGGUGCAUCAUCUUCAUCGUCAUCAUCGUCACGCUGGUGGUGCUGCUGCUCAAGUACCGGCGGCGGCAGCGCAAGCACUCGCCGCAGCACGCGGCCGCGCUGUCGCUGAGCACGCUGGCCACGCCCAAGCGCGGCGCGGGCGCGGGCGGCUCGGAGCCCAGCGACAUCAUCAUCCCGCUGCGGACUGCCGACAGCGUCUUCUGCCCGCACUACGAGAAGGUGAGCGGGGACUACGGGCACCCGGUGUACAUAGUCCAGGAGAUGCCCCCGCAGAGCCCGGCCAACAUUUACUACAAGGUCUGAGCCGCGGCGGGGCCUUCGCGUCCCGGAGGAAAGUCGCCGUGCGCCCCCCCAGGAGGGUGGGCGACCCCGCGCCGCACGGACCGAGCGCGGCGGGGGCGGGGCGCUCCCUCCCGGAAGCGCCCUGCUGAGUUGGACCCCUGGCCUGGCCUGCGGCGCUCGGCGCGGUGAAGACGGACCGACCGACCGACGCCCCCGGGGCCCGCGGCGCGCCUCGCCCCCGCCUCCAAGCCCUGCGCCGGGGCCCUCGGCCGCAGGAAGGGCGGCGCCCCGGCAGGUGUCCCGGGGGGGGGGGGCGCCCUCGGCCUCGGGCGUCCCUCCCCAGGAGCGUCCAGACUUGUCACGCGGACCUCUGGCCGGGGAGGCUCUCAGAGGCCCCGCGCCCGGCCUGCGCGUUGCACACACCCCUGCCGCUCUCCCCCCACACCCCGCCUCGCUGCUGGAACCCUCACCCCGGGGGCCGGACCGCCGCAGCUGGCGCCGCUGGUAACACGCUUCCAGAAACCGUGUCUGCUGAGAUGGAGCCUCCGGCCGCGAAGACCACAGCGACCCGGAGCCCGUGGCGGGGGCGGGGGAGGGGGGUCUGUCUGCAAACGCAGGCCACACUGCUGCUGCUGCUGCUGCUGCUGCGUCUGGAGCGCAGGUGGGAGGGGCGGUAGGUAGCACAGCACUUUGGUCCGCUGAGAUUUAAGACGCAGGUAGCAGGCCCCGCACGCGCGGUACAGCGGCCGCCGUGCAAGGGACCCGCCCACCCAAGGGCGUCGCGCGGAGGACGGGGGCGGCCGGCGGCGCCGCGGGAGGGUCGUCCCUCUGGAGGGCGUUUCGGGCCGACUGCGCUGCUACACUGAUCACAUUUUAUGAAACAGGGAAAGCGUUAGCGGAGGAAGGCCGAGGUCAGCCAGGCUGUAACUCCAUCGCCAGCCAGUGAGGCGGUUCUCCCGUAAGAAAGGAAGGUCAGAGUCCCCGUCGUCCCCCCCCCCCCGCCCCCCCUUGAGCCUCACGACGCUGUGGCUGCAGGUACUGAGCGAGGCGCCGUGUCGGGGGAAGCCUAGUGCGAGCCGCUUUGAGUCCUUAAGACGGAAAGAAACGGUGAUGUCGAGGGGAGAAGGAAGGUGGCGCGUCUGUGACAGGUCUGUAGAACACCCGGGAUAGAAACCGAAAGAUUUGUACUAAUAUAUACGUUACGAUUGCACACAAACCACACCGGAGAGAUGGGAAAUUCACUGGUGGCAAUCACACGGCCCCAACGCCCAGUGCCGAAGAAAGAAAAAUGGGACAGCUACAUCUGGGAAAAACAGCCUCGCUCCAAAAAUAACAAGGGGAGUAAAUACAGAAAUAGCCCAGUCCUCCGAAGGCAUCUCACGUAAGCCUAGACUAGGAAAUGCAAGCCCCACAAACCAGGAAAUGGAUGUUACCGCACCGUAUACUUAACAGUGGCAAGAUGUUCCGGCAUUUCGUUUCUGUGUUGUGUUUUCCCUUGCCUUAUGGCUGAAGUGUUCCUAAAAUCUACCGGGUCCCCCCGGAGGGGGCUCGGGGCUGCAAGUUGAGCGCCGGCCCCCAUCCCCUCCCUGCCCCCUCCCUUUUGGGAAACAAAAACGAGUAAACAGGAAACCUACUUUUUAUGUGCUAUGCAAAAUAGACAUCUUUAACAUAGUCCUGUUACUAUGGUAACACUUUGCUUUCUGAAUUGGGAGAAAAAAAAAUGUAGCAACAGCAUUUUAAGGUUCUCAGACCUCCAGUGAGUACCUGCAAAAAUGAAUUGUCACGGAAAUCAUUCCCUCUCUAUUUCCUGAACCUGAAAAUGAUGUUGGUCCAAAGUGCGUGUGUGUAUGUGUGAGUGGGUGAGUGGUAUACAUGUGUACAUAUAUGUAUAAUAUAUAUCUACAAUAUAUAUUAUAUAUAUCUAUAUCAUAUUUCUGUGGACGGUUGCCAUGGUGACCGGCCACAGUACAUAUGUAAUUCUUUCCAUCACCCCACCCUCUCCUUUACGUGCAUUCGUGCAAGAUUUUCUUGUAAGCCAUCAACAAUUACCUUUAGGAUGGGGGAGAGGGGCAAGAAGGGGAAAAAUGGGAAAUAGUCUGAUUUUAAUGAAAUCAAAUGUGUGUCUCCUCGGUUGGCUAGAUUUUGGUUAUAUGCUAAACUGUGAAAAAACCAGAUGAAUUUGAUGAAGAGUUACCUGCAACCAAUUGAAAAGUGUUCUGUGCGUCUGUUUUGUGUCUGGUGCAGAAUAUGACAAUCUACCAACUGUCCCUUUAUUUGAAGUUGGUUCAGCUUUGGAAAAAGUUACUGUAAAUGCCUUGCUUGUAAUAUCAUCCCUAGUCACCUGACUUUGGAAUUUGCACCAUAAACGUUUAAGUGAAGAUGCUGUAAAUAGGUUCAGAUUUUACUGUAUAUGGAUUUGGGAUGUUACAGUAGCCUUAUUCACCUUUUUAAUAAAAAUACACAUGAAAACAAGACAGAAAUGGCUUUUCUUACCCAGAUUGUGUACAUAGAGCAAUGUUGGUUUUUUAUAAAGUCUAAGCAAGAUGUUUUGUAUAAAAUCUGAAUUUUGCAAUGUAUUUAGCUACAGCGUGUUAAACGGCAGUGUCUUCCCCCUUUGCACUGUAAUGAGGAAAAAGAAAUGGUAUAAAAGGUUUGCCAAAUUGCUGCAUAUUUGUGCCGUAAUUAUGUACCAUGGAUAUUUAUUUAAGAUUUCGUUGUCCAAUUUGUAAGUAACACAGUAUUAUGCUUGAGUUAUAAAUAUUUUUUUUCUUUCUUCAUUUUAUUUUAAUAGCCUGUCCUAGGUUUUCAGUCUGCUUUCCUUCCUUCCACAUCGCAGUCAGCCCCCCGGAACCGCAGUCCGUGAGGUCCCAUUCCACGUCUGUUUCAAACUGAAUUUGUUCUUAAAAAAAUAAAAUAUUUUUUUCCUAUGGAAAAA